CACGCCACACACGAAGUUGACACCAAUCUUCGUACUAAGAUCGCAAGAACGAGCCAUGAGAUGGGAGAUCCGCAAGCAACAUGCAGCCCAGUGCGUGCAAGAAGAUGAAGGGGAGAGAGGAAGCAAGAGCAAGCGCAGGGCGUUCUCCUUCUCGCUUAUCUCGUGGCUCGCCAAGCUCACGGCGAAGGAGAAGCCUGGUGCGCCCGCCAAGCACGCGCCCGCGUUCCCGCCCAAGAACAGCGCGGCGGCUCACGCGUUCCCCACGUGCCUCCGCAAGCGCACCAGCCCGAGCCCCGUGGUGGUCACACCGGGCCGGCCUAGCCCGCCGCGCCGCUCCCCCGCCGACGUCGUCCCGCGGCGGCUGUCGGUUGGUAACGACAGUGCCGAAGCUGUCGCCGCGCGCCGCCACUGCCAACACCGCUGCCGCCACAGCUCCCUCGGCGGGGACCAUGAGCUCCCGCCGCUCGGUUACCUGAUCCCCUUCUCCCUCGCCGGCUCCGCGGCGCGCCCGCCGCGGACCGCCGCCUCUGCUGCGCCAGACACAGACGACGGGCCGGCGCGGGUGAGACGGUACCGGCGCCGCCGCAGCCGCCGCCUCAGCGUCAGCGGGCGGAGGUCGUCGUUCUCCGGUAGGAUGCCGCUGCGUGUGCGCGUGCGGUCGCCGCGGCGCGCCGCCGUGGCUCCGGAGCUGGAGAGGCUGGCGGUGGUGCGGCGGACGCGGGACCCGCAGCGGGCGUUCCGGGAGUCGAUGGUGGAGAUGAUCGCGAGCAGCGGGUCCGCGCCGCGGCCGGAGGAGCUGGAGCGGCUGCUGGCGUGCUACCUGUCCCUGAACGCGGACGAGCACCACGACUGCAUCGUCAAGGUCUUCCGCCAGAUCUGGUUGGAGUACGGCAACCUGCUGGACCGCUCGGACGCCGGCAGACGCCCGCCGGCACGGCGCUGAUCAUCCGAUGAACAAACAUCCUCUGCCACCUUCAGUGCGUUCCAUGGCUCGCAUUGGCUGGUCUCAGAGUUCCAUGGCAGAAGCUGAUUCAAAUGCUGAUUGCCAUGCCGUGGUUGGUGUGCAGGCAGCAGCUGAUCGUAUGCACGCGCCAAGUAAGCGUUCUGGUUCGCGUGCAGCGCAUUGAGGUGUUGCGCUGAUGGAUCAAGUAAGGCAGAAAAGUAUAGGCCCGCGUGAGAUUGAGGUGUUGUUUUCUGGAAUGGAGGGGGAGAUUCGCAACUCGCAAUUCUCCAAUCGUCUGAUACGUCGGCUUGUAUGCAUGGCAGUGGCAGCUGUAGAUUUCAGAACCUCCGGUUUCUAGAAUUCAAAUAUCUGCGGCGCCACCCUUCUUUUGCUGUUCCGUUCUGAACCGGGAGAUGGUGACUUGGAGCUGUCAGGGAUUUGUAUGGGCACCGGUGUCGUGACAUUAGGUAAUUCUGUUUGGUUCGUAGCCCUGCUUAAUUACACUACAUAGUG
Phragmites australis (common reed) is the source of this 1456-nucleotide messenger RNA. Its product is annotated as transcription repressor OFP1-like. The transcript has a single exon. Gene Ontology annotation, biological process: negative regulation of DNA-templated transcription. NCBI's taxonomy places the organism in Eukaryota, Viridiplantae, Streptophyta, Magnoliopsida, Poales, Poaceae. The record is from RefSeq and is a predicted model, not a curated record. Bases 56 to 943 code for a protein of 295 amino acids.